Molecule: messenger RNA, 2077 nt
Organism: Oryza brachyantha (malo sina)
Lineage: Eukaryota; Viridiplantae; Streptophyta; Magnoliopsida; Poales; Poaceae
Product: cysteine protease ATG4B
Exons: 9
Coding region: 332-1774 (480 amino acids)
Molecular function (GO): protein-phosphatidylethanolamide deconjugating activity
Source: RefSeq, a predicted model, not a curated record
CGCCACCUCCCCUCCCUCGCCGUGGCCGCUCCUCUCCUCCCCUCCUCGCCGUACUGCCUAUCCUCUUCCCCACGACGCGACGGCUGCGGCGAUUCGGCCUCAGCUACCCCUCUCCGCCUCCGCCGGACGCGCUUGCUUGCAACUGAAGAGCGACGCGUCGGCUCGAACCCCCAAGUUUGUUUGUUGCAGAUUUGUUCGAUGCGUGCUGGGGCACAAUCGUGAAAGGAAGAUAUUGUAGCGCCACCUGAUUGGUAGUACUUCGAACGAUAGGAUUUUGCUUCGACAGGUGACCGUAUUGCGAAUGGAAUAUGCACACAUGACGUGUUAGGUAAUGACGAGCUUGCCUGAUAAGGGUGUAUCGCCGUCUUCAUCCGAUCCGUUGUCCGAGGGUAACGCUGCACCUUCUCAUUCUAGCUCGGGGCAGGAGGACCCUAGUUUGAAACAAUCGAAAACCUCGAUCCUGUCCUGCGUUUUCAACUCCCCUUUCAAUAUAUUUGAGGCGCACCAGGAUUCGCCCGCAAACAAGUCGCCGAAAUCAUCCUCUGGAUCCUAUGGUUGGUCAAGGGUUUUGAGGAGGAUCGUGUGUACGGGCUCAAUGUGGCGGUUUCUGGGUGUCUCCAAGGUUCUCACCUCAAGUGAUGUGUGGUUCCUUGGUAAAUGUUACAAGCUGGUGUCCGAGGAGUCAUCCAGUGACUCAGAUUCCGAAAGUGGGCAUGCUGCAUUUUUAGAGGACUUCUCAUCAAGGAUAUGGAUCACUUACAGAAAAGGUUUUGAUGCCAUAUCUGAUUCCAAGUAUACUAGCGAUGUGAAUUGGGGCUGCAUGGUUAGAAGCAGCCAGAUGCUGGUUGCUCAGGCAUUGCUUUUCCACCAUCUUGGAAGGUCUUGGAGAAAGCCCUCACAGAAGCCAUAUAACCCAGAAUAUAUAGGGAUCUUACACAUGUUUGGUGAUUCUGAAGCUUAUGCUUUCUCGAUUCACAAUUUACUUCAAGCUGGAAGGAGUUAUGGUCUAGCAGCUGGAUCAUGGGUAGGUCCAUACGCUAUGUGCCGGGCGUGGCAAACCCUUGUCCGCACCAACAGAGAGCAAAGUGAAGUUGUAGAUGGGCAUGGAAGUUUUCCUAUGGCUCUUUAUGUGGUAUCUGGUGAUGAAGAUGGUGAAAGAGGUGGAGCUCCAGUUGUUUGUAUUGAUGUUGCUGCUCAGCUUUGCUGUGAUUUCAACAAAGGUCAAUCAACCUGGUCACCGAUUCUUUUGUUGGUCCCUCUGGUUCUUGGUCUUGACAAACUUAAUCCCAGGUACAUACCUUUGCUAAAGGAGACAUUUACAUUUCCUCAAAGCUUGGGCAUUUUGGGUGGAAAGCCUGGAACAUCUACCUACAUUGCUGGGGUACAGGAUGACAGAGCGCUCUACUUGGAUCCCCAUGAAGUUCAAAUGGCAGUUGAUAUUGCAGCUGAUAACUUAGAGGCAGACACUUCCUCAUACCACUGCAGCACCAUGCGAGAUUUGGCCCUAGACCUGAUAGAUCCAUCAUUGGCUAUUGGUUUUUACUGCCGUGAUAAAGAUGACUUUGAUGAUUUCUGCUCUCGGGCGUCUGAGCUAGUGGAUAAAGCCAAUGGAGCACCACUUUUCACUGUUGUGCAGUCGGUUCAACCGUCAAAACAAAUGUACAAUCAGGACGAUGUAUUGGGCAGCUCAGGGGAUGGCAUGGUGGACAACAUCAAUGUUGGGGACCUCGAUGGCUCUGGUGGAACAGGGGAGGAGGAAUGGCAGAUUCUUUAGCGAAGGAACAAAACUGAUUUCAUGAGGAACCGAAAACGUUGUGUCCCAACACGUCGGUUGAGUGCCCUUCAUCAUGUCUGGGUUAAUAGAAACGACUCGUUAUUUUAGAGUGUGUACAGAACAAGCUGGACUGUCUCAAUACCCAGUGGAGUUGGGAAAAACAGCGUUAGGUGCUAGCGAUGUAAAAUGUGAUCAGUUCAUCGCUCAUUCGUUGGGGAUCUCUUUGUAUCAUACAUGCUCUUGUGGUUGGCUAUAAGCCUAUAACUCAAUGAAUUUAUUACACGUUCUUCUGUUACCAUGUUA